AUGGACGAUGAGUUCAAGCUAUGCUGGAAAAAUUUCCAGGACAAUAUUGCGAGCGGCUUCCAGAAUCUGUACGACCGCGGGGAUCUGGUGGACGUCACGCUGGCCUGCGACGGCAAGCUGCUGCAGGCCCACAAAAUCGUCCUGGCCAUAUGCAGUCCGUACUUCCAGGAGAUAUUCACCACCAAUCCCUGCCAGCAUCCGAUCAUCAUACUCAAAGAUGUGAGCUUCAAUAUUAUGUGCGAGCUGCUGGAGUUUAUGUACCAGGGCGUCGUCAAUGUCAAGCACACGGAGCUGCAGUCCUUCAUGAAGAUUGGCCAGCUGCUGCAGAUCAAGGGGCUGGCGACCAACUCGAACAGCCCGCCGCCCGGCUCCAGCGCCUCCGAGAAGACAAAUGCCGCCGCCGAGCCCAACAGCAGCAGCAGCGCCAGCAGCCAAACCAAGACGGAUGCGGAUCAGGCUGAGCCCAAGGGCAACUCGCGCACGCCGACGAGCUCGCCGGGUGGAAGUCGUUCGGAUGCGGGCUUGCCCCUGUAUAUGCAGAGCAAGCGACCGGCUCCGGCAGAAUUCAGCAGCGAUUCCCUGUCCAUUUACUCGCGCAAGCAGCUGCGCAGAUCCCUGACAGAGCAGCCCGGCGAGAGCAUCGACAAUGCGGACAGCGGCGGCGGCGGAAUGGAGAAUCCCUUGAAUGCCGAGGAAUUCUUUCUGCCGCCCAUACCGCACAUUUCCAUGGUGGAGCCGCCACGCUACGAUAUGGGCAGCCUGAAGCGCGAGGCGGAGUCCCAUCAGGCCGCAGCGAGCGGCAGUGCAGCAGGAGCUGCGACAGCUGCUGGAUCGCUGCGCAAUCCAUUUGCGCCGGCCUUCAAUCUGGACUACAAUAACUUCUACAAGGCGAGCAACAGCAGCAGCGGCGCCGCCAGCAGCUCCAGCAAUCUGUCCGGGCUGGGCCAGAUCAAUGGCGGCGGCAGCGGGAGCGGGAGCAGCUGCGGGGGCAGCCUGGGCAUCAACGUUGGCCCCGCCACCGAAUAUCCCAAUGACCUCUAUAUGCCCAGCGACUACUCCAAGAACUUUGCCAAUCACAUGGACAUACCAUCAAAUGGCAGCAACAUGGUCAUGUUGUCCACAACAUCUUUGCUGCACGGCAAUUGCGUUUUCAAUCGCAACAACACGGUCGCCACGCAGCAGGGCAUGAAGACCUACUGGCUGUGCAAGUCCUAUCGCAUCAGCAUGUGCCGGGCGCGCUGCAUAACGCAUCUGGGCCGGAUUAUAUCCGCCACCGGCGUUCACAAUCACAUGCCCCAUAUGCGCGGCAAUGGCGGCGGCGGCGCCGGCUCCGGCAAUGCCGGUAACUCGGUGACAGUUACGCCCAAUCCUAAUCCCGGCCAGGCGAGCUACAACGUCUCUGAGGGCAGCCAUGUAACGUCUGCGCCGGCAGCAGCCGUCGUGGAAAUGAACCAUGGAUCUGGCGCUCGGCUGGGCGCCAAUAUAUUCGCUAACCAGACGCCAGCGUCGCCAGCCAACCAUCAUCAUCAUCAUCAUCAUCUGACACAGGCGCUGCCCAAUCUGCUCGUGCAGCAUCACAACUCGUCGCACGUCAGCAUGGAGCAGCAUGGCAUGGAUAAUGGUCCGCCGCCGACGCAGCCGCCUCCUCCUCCUCCUCCUCCGCCGUCCAACAGCGUCAUACAAAACAUAAUGCACAAUCCGAAUCUGAUGCAUUUGCCGCAUCCACAUCAUCACCAGCAACAGCAGCAGCAGCAACAUUCGCCCCACCAUCUGGAACUGGGCGUCGCUGGGCCAGGAUCGUCGCUGCUGCCUCUUUCGCCCGCGCAGAUGCAGCAGCAGCAGAGUCCGCAGUCGAACAGAAGCAGCCACUCGAUGCAUGCGACCGAGUCGCCGCUGGGCAUGAAGAGUCCCCCUCCUCCGCCGCCGCCACAGUCAGCGGAGCAGCAGCGGCAUGGGGACAUCAAUGCGAGCGCGGACGGAUCGGCGGAGAGUGCAGCGGGCACGGCGCACGUCAUUGACUCCAUAACGAUAUCGCCCGGCAGUGGCAGUCACAAUUUUAAGAUCGAGAACAUCUGAGAGGGCUCCGUUUCUAGUUAAUAAGACAACGAUAAUUUAUUGCGGCUGGAGCCGCGCUUAGUUAGUGUUUUUAGACGAAAUUCAAUUUGAUUGUAUUUAUGUACAUCUAUGUAUAUAGUACUACCUGCGUAUGUACAUAUGUGCAUAUGCGGGCAUGUAUAUCGAAUGUAAAAUGGAAAUGCAAAUCCAAAUGAAACAUACUACCAAA
Drosophila montana is the source of this 2284-nucleotide messenger RNA. Its product is annotated as broad-complex core protein isoforms 1/2/3/4/5. Gene Ontology annotation, molecular function: protein binding. Lineage: Eukaryota; Metazoa; Arthropoda; Insecta; Diptera; Drosophilidae. Gene Ontology annotation, biological process: regulation of transcription by RNA polymerase II. Gene Ontology annotation, cellular component: nucleus. The transcript has 3 exons. The coding region runs from base 1 to 2076 and encodes 691 amino acids. The record is from RefSeq and is a predicted model, not a curated record.